Molecule: messenger RNA, 6970 nt
Organism: Rhipicephalus microplus (southern cattle tick)
Lineage: Eukaryota; Metazoa; Arthropoda; Arachnida; Ixodida; Ixodidae
Product: La-related protein 4B
Biological process (GO): positive regulation of translation
Cellular component (GO): cytoplasmic stress granule; cytosol
Molecular function (GO): mRNA 3'-UTR binding
Source: RefSeq, a predicted model, not a curated record
GUUUUGCAUAUAUGUGUGCACGUGACGUCUGACAAAAACCGCGUUUGAUCUUGGUCAUUUUAGUACACGACGCGCGAGUUGCUACAUCGGUGUUCGCUAAGAAAAUUCCGAAAUUUUUUUUUUUCGGUGUCCACGCGAGGCAGUGCGGCGAAAACGGGACGCUUAUCGGCUUAAGCGUUCGGAAAGUUUUAUGUGCCGCUGUGAACCGCGCCAGUUGCCCGAAGCCACAAAUACGUCGACGGAACUUGCGUGAAGCCGCAUUUCGCCUCUGUGGACUGCGCUACAGCCUUCAGCGUUGUUGUCGUUCAGCUGAUUGCGAACAACGUUCUGUAUUUGAGCGCGCACUGCUCACCACGGCUACGAUCCCAACGCCGCCGGUCGAAGUCGCCGCCCGAGUCUAACUGGUGUCGAGGCUAUGCCAGCGGUCUGCAUAGUCGGACUGUCGACGUGAACUAGGAAGUUCGGAACAAAACCUUGUAAUUUUUUGGCAUCCUACUCGGCUAGGAUUUGGACUCGUCUACAAAUUCCAAACAUCUGGCUUAUCCCAUGACCUCUGACCUUGGAGACGGACAGGAUAUUUGUUCGGACCUGCAACAGACAAAUUCCGGCAGUGCCGCAUCGGAUCGCAUGUAUUUGGACAAGUACAUUGACCAGACGAAACCAGCGACCACCACGCAAAGCCUGAACCCGAACGCCGACAUAUUCUACAGCAAGAAUGCGCUGGCCAAGUCCGAAGACGACGACGGAGGAGGAGGUGGAGGAGUGUGCUGUGAUGGGUCGGAGGUAGCACCGGAGGGGGGCACAGCCAUGGCGCCCCCGCCGCCCCACGGCCUGGGGCCCCCCCACUUCAACCCCGAUGAGCUGCCUCUGGCGGACCUGCGUCGCAUGCUCAUGCAGCAGCUCGAGUACUACUUCUCCAGGGAAAAUCUUGCCAAUGACACAUACCUGCUAUCUCAAAUGGACAGUGACCAGUAUGUGCCUAUUGGUACAGUGGCCAACUUCAAUCAGAUCAAAAAGCUAACCAAGGAUCUUAGUCUCAUCGUCGACGUCCUACGAGAAUCCCCCAACGUGCAAGUAGAUGAGGCUGGCGAAAAAGUGCGCCCAAACCACAAACGCUGUGUCCUGAUUCUUCGAGAAAUACCAGAGAGCACUCCUGUCAAAGACAUUGAGGCGCUAUUCAAGGCCAGUGACAAGUGCCCGCAGUUCAUGAGCUGCGAAUUUGCCCACAAUAGUAGCUGGUAUGUGACCUUUGAGUCGGAUGAGGAUGCACAGCAGGCGUACAGGUACCUGCGUGAAGAAGUGCGCUCUUUCCAAGGAAAGCCCAUUAUGGCUCGCAUCAAAGCCAAGCCCAUCUCGCGAGCCUCAUUUCUGCCACCAUACAAGAAUGGUUUGCGGCACCAGCCUCCUCAUCUCAUGGCUGGAGGGGAGGGGUUGGGUAGUGCCCCUGCGGCAGCAACUGUUCAGGCUGCCACCAGUGGGCCUGCACCAGGGGGAGUCUCGGCACAGCCUCUUAGCAACAGCCAACCAGCUGCCGCCAGCACACCUGUGGCGCCUCAGCAGACCUCACAGGCAUCCACUUUCUACCAGGGGCCACUGCAGGUGAACUACGGUCCAGCUAGUGCGGGCAGCAACAGUGCUGGACCGGGUACUGCCCAGUUGUACCCGCCCUUCUACCCUCCAGCUAUGCUGCAGACCUGGACACCCGCCACUCCCACGUGUUUUGACCUGGGAACGGUGUUCUCGAUGAACGGCCUGGCACCCCAGGCAACCUACAAGCCGCUGAAUGGGACGGGUGGCACAGGUCGUCACGGCUUUCCUGUUCUGUGGCAGGGGGGUGGUGGCCGUUCGUCUAAGUCCUACCUGCGGACUAGUGGGGCCUCCUACGAUGGCGACUCGCGGGGCUUCUAUGAGCGGCACAGUGGCAGCCUCCUAGGCCCUGGCUACCCCUCAACUUACCUAGCCGGUCCACCUGCCUUCCCGCUUUCCCGAGGCGGCGGUGGAGGACCCCCACCUGCAUACAUUCAGGAGUUCUUGCCCGCGUCUGGCGGCAGCUCCAAACGGGAUUCCGGCAACUCUCUCUACUCCCUUUACUCUAGGGGAAGUCCAAAGGGAGACAUGGGCAAGGACUCUGGAGGCGGCAGUGGCUCUUCACAAAAGUACCAAGACAGCCGAAUGCGACGGAGGAAAAAAGAAGAAAAUGGCUCCAACAAAGCAGACAGCAGCAAUGCAGAUUGCGGCAAAUCAAGGGAAGAAGCUGAAGCUCCCAAGUUCGAUCUGGAGGAAGCUGCUUUUCCACCUUUGCCAGGCUUCCUGGAGGAGGAAUCGUUGGGCCAGGGAGCUGUGUUGGAUGAAAGCUCUUUGGCUCUAACGACGCCCGCUGCAGUGACAGCCAACAGCAGGCUCUCGGACAUAGUUCGUGGUGCUGCCCCUAGCCGCACACUAAGCAACAGUGCUGUUGUCAGCCCAUGCUUACCAGCGGCCGCACCCGUUUCCACGUCGGCCACAAUCGCAGCAGCCCCAGGAGCCUCGUCUUCGACCAAACCUCCCAUGCGUGACUGUAAAACGCAAACAGCAGAGUCUGCCCUGAGUCCUGCAGUGGCUGCCAGCACUGCCAAUUUGGCAUCGACCCACGUCACCAAGGACAGUGCCACCCUGACCAAUGGCAGCGACUUCCCAGCGACAAUGCUAACUCCACCCGCAUCUCCUGUGUCUCCAAACACAGCCAUGCGUGAAGGUUCUUCUCAGGAAGUGGAGGUCCCCGCGAGGGUUCAAAGCCCAGUGCCCACUGAAGAGGCAGUUACUGCUACCAUUACCCCUGUUGUGAAUUCAACUCCGGCUGCUCCUACUGCAACGGCACCAACAGUACCAACACCAGCUGCAACAGCUACCGCACAGUCUGUGUCCACUGCUGUCACUCAGAAGACUGCAGCAGUUGCUGAAGAGGGAGGUCGCAAGCUGACCUAUUCGGAAGUGGCUGCCAUGGCCAAAAGUAGAGCUGCGACGCAAGCUGUGCCUGAGCAACCUAAGGAGCCCACAAAGCCAGGUCUUCGGAACUCGAGUCAUGGCCAGCGGCCAGAGCAAGCACCAGUGGGUCAGCCGCAGAGGGGCCCUGGCCGGAGGAUGGAGCCCCGUGCGCACUCGCGCGACCGUCGAUCUGCAGCCGCUGGCUCCCACAGACACCGCAGCCCACCAAGUGAAGAUGCCCAUUAACUGUGCAAGGCUUGAUGUGUGGCCCUCGCAGCCACAACGCUUAUCCUCGCCACCACGCGAGGUGCCAAGGACAUCAUUUGCCAAAACGGCCUCGGCAGGAGGUAGUGGCUCCCAAAAAGGGUACUGUGCUGUGCAAGUGACGACAGUAUUUGUUGAUUUUAUGACUCUUGUCUCUCCAUUCACGUCGCGCACGCGCACACUGCCCGCCUCCUACCAAUCACCUCACGGUCGGUCCGGAUGAAAGAACAUUGCUCCUCCUCGCUGUGCGAGACCUUCAGUGUCCGCAUGGGAGGAGCACUUUUGUUCCUGUUCCAAAAUGUUGCUGAUGGUGUGCUUGGAAGCCAUGUGUGGCUACACCACGAGGCUUUUCCCAAGAGGAAGGUACCAACGGCCUUGCUUGCUGCUGGCCAAUAUGCAAGGGUGGUAGGUGACGGACCACAGCACCUUCCACCCACUCACCACGGGCUCCGCCGCAACCAGCAUGAUAACAACAUACGUGCUACAAGACUUCACGCGUGCUGGGCAGUGGCCAAUCGGCAAAGGACUGCGUGAAGGCAUGGCCGACUUCUCUAAAAGGGGCUGCCCAGGGUAGGGCUAGUGACGAGACAACACUGGCACUUCACGAAAAGCCUGCCCUGCCCUCUUGGGGCAUUUUUUUUUUUUCCUUUCUUUCUUUCCUUAUUUUUAUUUGUGAUCACAUAAGAGACCCGACAUGAUGGCAGGUAGGCCAUUGGUGUUCUCCAGCACUGUUCUUGUAGGAGUGUUACUACCAUUCAAAACAACGGAGUGGAUAGCUUUUUUUUUUUUCUUUAUAUGUUAUUGUCUGUGUUUGUAUAAUCUUUGAAAGCCAAUUGUUACGAACAACAUCCAGAGGCACCUAGAUGUUCCAAAGUGGUGGUGCCCACCUGCACAGCAUAACGAGCUGUGUCACAUAUUUGCGGCAUGCUGCCCAUUAAGUGCGCAUCUCGCAUGCUUCCCGUUUGUUUUCCUGGCGGUCUUCCGUCUCCUGUGUGAGCUUGUCUGCGGGAUAUUUCUGUCGUCAAAGCUGUGUUUACUGGCAACCGUGGUGCGAGGUGCCUGCCCCAUUAUUUUUUGUCUUUUUGUAAACAAAAAACUGUUCGCUCGCAAAGUUCUUUGUAACACGGUGUUGCCACGGCUGAUGUCGCAGUGCAUGUUCUCUCUCGCAUUAGUACCACCUGGUUUCUCAACGAAUGUAUGCUUAGCUUGCAGCAUGUUAUGCAAUGUUGCGGUACCAAUGCACUAUAGCCGGCUAUGAAAAUGAAAACAUAAAAAGCCAGUUCAAGAGAAAAAAAAAAUUGCCUGCCAUGUAGGAUUUUGAUUUUUACUACAGCUUAUGGUGACAAGUUUGCACAGGCAGGCUUCAAUGUGAAUCGAGACCAGGGUGUGAGCAAAGGCUAAUGUUGAGAGAAAGUGUGCAGUGCAAUUUUCAGAUUGAGUGGAGUGUGCUAUGCCAGCAGGGCGUUUUGGGAAGCUUGCACAUACAGUUGGUCAGCCCUAAGGGUUCUUUCUUUUCCUUUAUUCUUGAUUAUUGCAGUUCUUUUCCUUGCGGGUAUGAAUGUAUUUCAUCUGUCGCCUCAAAUUUGUGAAGAGGUCCACAAAAUCAGGCAUAAAGCAAGCGCACUGCAAGUUUUUCUUAUGUUCUGUUCUCUCAUUUUGGUGUGCCUAGUGCAGCAACAAAUGCGGGUUUGCUGCCAUUUCAUCUGCGGAUUUCAUUUUCCUUCCCUCUCCCAUGUUCAGAGUGUGUUUAUUGUGCUCAUUUGGUUUAGUAAUGUUUGUAUGGUCUUGUUUUUUUUUUUUUUUUUCCUAAUAUGGGAGAUGGUGUUUUUGACGCUUGAUGAAAGGGCCUAGUCAAGACAGAGUUAGGGAAAGGCAGAAGACAGCCAUUAGGGCCUUAUUAUUAUUAUUAUUAUUUUCAAUUGUGUGUGACAAAAGCAAGAAGUGUUUUGGCAAAUGGCCCUAAAGGCAAAAUGUAACUUUCUUUGACCGGCCUCCACUGAAGCCUAGAUAGGAGGAUGGCAACUGACGAACGAAAUGUUCAGAUUGUUUGUAAAUAGUCGCUUUUCCUUCUCACUCCCCCCCCCCCCCCCCCCCCUAUUUUUUUUUUCCUGAAGCUUUCUCUGACAUUGAAAGAGGGAGGGGUGUAGCUCACCAAUAGGGGCAGAGUUGAGCGUAGCUGCACAGCACGGGCGAGCACAGGCAAGGGAGUCCGAGAUUUUUGGGCGCUUAACUACUUCUGUUGCGUGCAGAGGGAUAGAGGGAGAGAGAGCUUGGUGGGCAUGUUAUUAUUGGAGGAUAUAUUUUUGCGAUGACCGCACUGGGCGUACAAGAGACCUCACUCUCUCUCUCAGCGCAUUUUUUGUCAGUCCAAGUGCCUUAAGUUUUUUUCUCGGAGCCUCCCUGGGCCGUCUCCUGCCGUCACGGGGGUUGUAUUUUGCUGUUAUCUUCCGUGUCAUUCAGUGCCCAUGCCAUGGACCUCCUUCACUACCCCUCUCUAAGUUUAUUUGCAUCGAUUAUUUGUCUUCCCCAAUUUUGUGCCCGAGAUUGUGUAUGUUUUGCAGCAGCACGUACUCUGCCUUUCCCUCAUUAUUCAAUAUUUUUGGUAACCUGCAAAGUAUGAUUUGGACUGCUGGGUGUAUAAAUUAAUAAAUGCAAGCACUAGGUCUACUCAGGUGUACUGUUUCUAAGAAAAUGCUCUGCAAUAUACCUGUGAACCUUUCAGUCUCAUCAAAAACAGCAUUGUUUGGAGCUUCUCUGGACAGCGGAACAUACCUCAAAAUGCUGCUGCAUGCGCCAAACAUGCAAGGAAACUUCUUCCACAGCCAACAUUCAGCAAUAUGCCACAUAUUUGCUAUGCAAAGCACCACACGGUAAUCUUGCAUAAUUACAUGAAUCUGAGCAUUGUUUAAAUGGGACCUGCUGGAUAUUUUUUGGCACAUCGAAGAGCUGCUGGCAAUAACAGCACAUAAAAGGUAGUGGACUAGCGCUACGCUGGGCAGACCUAUCGCAGUGCACAAUUCUGCUGUGUGAGCAUCGUACCUCACAUUUCGAGUUAAUUGCAUGCAGUGGAUUCUUCUAGGUAGCUUUUCCUAUCCUUGGAUACUAUUUGUGUGUGUGCGCGCAUGCGGAAACAUCUAUCAUGUGCUUGUUUUUUUGUUUUGUUUUUGAUGGCCACUUUUAGUGAAUCAUGUGCAUAUGUGCAAUAUUUCUCCUGGAUUCCAAGAAUAGUAGAACGACUGGUCAUGAGUGAUAACUUUAGAGCAAAAGUUUGGAUCACUUUGAAAUCGAUCUUCCAAAGCAUGGCAGGUUUUGGCUCUUUGCUUGUUUGUUAAAGAUCAGGGUACUGAGCUCCAAGAUAUACUAGAUAACUUCUCCUGCUCUUCACUGAUUCGUUCGAGCUUGAGUGCAUCGUACCUUUGAUAAUCACUCUUACUGAUUAAAGUUGUGUAACUGUUAUUACAGGUACUACAGUGUUACCAUGAAAGGUUGUUGUGCCUUGGUAAAAACCUAUUGCCUCAGUUCUGUGCACUUAAUAAUUCGUCUAAGAACAAAGAACUUGUACAGUACAACGGCUGCAUUUAUUGUAAUCUUAAGUUGUUGCACUGCUUGAACACCCCAAGUAGCUGACAUCAGACCACACUAUCUUCACUGUCAUGAGAAGAUAACUUUUUUUGUGUGUGUGAAUGCUAACGUGCUUUGUUUAUUGUACUCUCAAAUGAAAUAUCAGUAUAUUGGUCUGGCA